GAAGCUUUUUUAUUGUCCACAUGACUCUCAUGAGAUUCUUGUUUGCUGCCUUUUGCCCACAGGGCAGCGAACACAACGCGGAUUAGGGCUAUUACUUUUUAUUCUCUGCAUGCAGGUUGCUUUAUUUUAUUUACUUUUUUAAAUUUUUUUUAAAAACAAGGUUAUUUCAAGGAUCAGCUGAACUUUUUCCAGUAGCGUUCAUUUCGAAAGCGACCCGGUAGGUUGUCUGCACCAGUGAUCCGCAGCUGUUUGUUAUGCAAACAGUAAACGCAGCUAGGGGAAUGAAAGGAGAAGUCAAUGACGUUUGGGUUGGUGUAACCUACUUUUAAAGCAAACGCUAAAUAGCUCUGUAGAUGUGCGACAUUGCGUUAAAGCCGCACACCGCAGCGUCAGUGUUUGGAUGUCAUGCAAAGUAGCUUACAAUGUGAAUUCUUGUUUAUAAUUUGGCUGUGAUGACACACACUCACAGAGCACAGGAAACUGUCCGAGGCUUCUACGGUUAUGAAACAUGUAGAACAAAAUAGUUAAUGUGUAACAGGGAAAGCACACGUGGACCUUUGCAGAAUGAAACUUGGUUCAUAGAGUGUGGGAAAUUUCCUUCCUGGCCAGGAGCUGAUACAUCUGAGACAUUAAUGUACAUAAAUAAUGCUGGACUUAAACAGAACAAAUGCAGGCUGGAUUAAACAAGUAAUUCUAUUAGAUGGAUUACAGAUGAAAGCUGUGCAGGAAGGCGGUAAGUACACCUUUAUUGAGGUCACUGAAGUGAGUGCUCUGACCCAUGAUCAGUCAUGACCUUGAUGACUUAUCUAUCUGGUAGUAUCCCACUCUGAAGCUCACUGUAUGUGAAAGCAAGACAAGGUUACCAUCUGCAGUCUAAUGGGCUUUGACGUGCAGCCUGUCACUCACUUCCUAAAGAAGGAUUAUAGAAUCAAACUUCAAGACUCACAGCUGACUGCCAGGUGCUUUGACAGCUGUAGAUUUCCACAUCGCAUGACCAUUGUGUUGUUGUUGUUGUUGUUGUUUUUUUUAAAUCAAAUAUGAAUUUAAGAACCUAAGCACCCUUCAUGUCAGAGCUGAAACUCUCGGUUCCUUCUCCACAGCAUAGACCCCGUGUAUGCCACCUUUGCCUGUGUUUCUCUGGAUGGAUAGUGGACCCGCCUCACCUUCUUCCUCCAUGUUGGCGGGCCGUUCCACAUUGUGGCGUCUGUCUGAGAGGAGGAGCAGAAAGGCUGGGUCAGCAAACAUUUUCAGCAAUGUGAAUCUGUGGCAGCUCCAGAGGCUCUUCAGGGCAGCAGGGGACCAGGAUGCGGAGCAGAGGGCCCAGUUAAUUUGGGGCCACGGAGAUGAGGCUGAACUUGCUAAGGCCUUAAUAGGACUGAGGGCCCGAAGCCACCACAAAGGGCUAAGGACUAAUGGAAGGGAUGUGUUGGGCACACACUGGCUGCGAGCCUUCAGCCACCUCAGGAUUGGGGAGAGCUCACCAAGCAGCCAGGGGAAAGAUCCCAGCGAGGAGAGCGAUUCUGAGGCAGGAGCACAGAGCAGUCCAGAGCCCCGAAGACACACCUCAGUAGGAACAGGAAGAGUAGCAGGGUCCUCAGUGGUACUAAAUGAGAGCCAGGACCCUGCAAUGACACCUGAGAAACCAGUCAGAUCCAAUUCAGUACUGAGAAGAGGAGGGGAGAACAAACCAGAGAGAUACCUACACCGAAUACUCCACUGACUUCACAGUCAAAACUGGAACGAGGUUGAAAUAUAACACAGGCACAGAUAAGGCAGUGGCAGUUUUAGGUGGAACUAAUAACGGAAAAGUUUCUCAUAAUACCAAAGUGUCUUAUUGGCAGGAUCUGCCCUGUGGCACACCUGCACUACACAUCCACUUGAACAUUUCAGCACAAACCAGUGACUGGUUGAAGGUAUCUCACACCUUUUUACAGUGAAUGGCUCUCCAUAACUGCCUUGUGUUUUCUUAAAUGCAUCCUACCAGCCACACUAACCAGGCACACUGACAAUUUGUUAUUGCUGAUAUGAGUUUAAGUGGUUUCCAUUUUGAAAUCAGUAUCCGGACAACCCAUUAUAAAACGAUUUAACUAUAUUGCAAAGUCACACUUUCGGUACCACCAGAAGGCAUAUGUAUUUCCAUAUUAUAUACUUUAUGUAUGCACACGUGUUUAUAUGUUUGUAAUUUAGCUUGAAAAUAUGUUAAUGUUCAAAUUUUGUAUUAACACUAACCAAUGCUGGAAAAGGAAAAUGUCACACAACCAAGAUCAGGUGCAUUUUACCCCCCAUGUUCCAGAGUCAUGAGUGUGGUACAUUACACUACAUUAUAAAUAUUAUGAAAAGUAGGAAUAACACUGGACUCACGUCAUUGUACAGAGUGAAUGAGUCAAAUGUUACAUUGAUUGAACUGCUCCACCAGUUUAUCUUGUCCUUGGUUUGUGCUUCAAUAAGCAGAGAUAAGUAGAGAAUGCAUAAGAUGUUUAUUAAGUCUGACAAUACAGAAAUGGGUUAAAUAGAAAGAGGAAGGAUGCUUGAGUGUCUAGACGGUGGAAUAAAAGAGAUUUAGAGAUGCAGGUUGGAUAGUCAAAGGCUUAAAAGAGUGUAUGAAGCAUAUACAUUAAAAAGUAGCCACAGCAGAGUGAUUAGCUCACAUAUAGCGCCACCAGAAACGAAUCAAGAGGCACAUUCUGGAGGAAGUGGUUGAGCAGGUCAAAGCAUAAAUAUUAGUAUAAAGAGGAGGGAUUCCCAGUGUAUUGAAUAGAAUUUUCACCAAAGCUUCAUUUGUUUAAAGUGUCAGGAAGUCAAAAAUAAUACAUUUUGAGUGCAAUGCUCACUGCGCAGGGAAAGGCAAACUUGAAAAAGCAGUGUUUAAGCUCAGUGUGAAAUCCCACUGUGCCGAUGAAUAUAAAACCUCGUCAGAUGGCUGGAAACUGAAAUUGUCAUUUUUGAUUUUUAGUAAUAAAGUCUUUGUAUUUUC
Molecule: messenger RNA, 2974 nt
Organism: Neolamprologus brichardi
Lineage: Eukaryota; Metazoa; Chordata; Actinopteri; Cichliformes; Cichlidae
Source: RefSeq, a predicted model, not a curated record